Amphimedon queenslandica is the source of this 517-nucleotide messenger RNA. RefSeq lists its product as uncharacterized. NCBI's taxonomy places the organism in Eukaryota, Metazoa, Porifera, Demospongiae, Haplosclerida, Niphatidae. The record is from RefSeq and is a predicted model, not a curated record. Bases 96 to 479 code for a protein of 127 amino acids. The transcript has 3 exons.
UGCUUAGAGGUGGCUCGAACCGAAAAGUACUUCUUGUAUGUGAGAUCAAGUUUGCAGGUUCAGUGGAAGCGUCACGAUGCCAGUUAUUGGCAGCUAUGUAUAGAUGUCGUAGCGACUAUGGUGUGAUGCCCUUAGGUUUGAAUUAUUAUGGCCAUACUAUAGAAGUCCUAUUUUGUAAGAAUUCUGUUUGUGAUGUCCACCAUUUUUAUGUGACAGACUUCUCAUCUGUAUUAAAAAUGUUUGAGUACCUCAAUAGAAAUAUUGAAGCUUUAGAAAAGGAAUCGAAUUCCAUUUUGCCCAUUCAAGAACCUUUGUCAUUUGCAAGUGAAACUGAGGUGACUAUGACACAACAAACUCGUUUGCUAAAGCUAGAAACUGAUGUUUUAGAAUUGAAGUCUGGAGUUGCAAAAUUGAGUUCUGAUGUAUCUGAAAUAAUGCAUUCAUUGAAGAAGAUUACUGAAAGACUUAAAAUUGGAUAAUAACAUUUCUGUGGCUUACUUUCAAUUUUAAAAUAAUG